ACACUGACCCCAUCCUUGAACCCAGCCUAGUCCACACUCGUGAUCAUGGCAUGCUCUGGCCAGGGCCCAGUCCCUCCAUCCUCCCUGGAUGGACGCCUGGGACUGGGGGCACAGGCCUGGGCUGGGCUGGGCUCCCCCGGUCCUGCCUCCUUGUUCAUCUCCCCACAGGUCCCGCCCCGGCCUAGGAGGUCAGCCGGGGAAUCAUUAACGAGAGGCUGUGACAUGGCUGAGAAGGAGGGUGGCCGGACUGUGCCAUGCUCCAGACCCAAGGUGGCAGCUCUCAUUGUGGGGACCCUGCUACUCCUGACAGGCAUCGGGGUGGCGUCCUGGGCCAUUGUGACCGUCCUACUCAGGAGUGACCAAGAGCUGCUGUACCCAGUGCAGGUCAGCCCGGUGGACGCAAGGCUCACCGUGUUCGACAAGACGGAGGGGACCUGGCGGCUUCUGUGCUCCUCGCGCUCCAACGCCAGGGUGGCAGGUCUCAGCUGCGAGGAGACGGGCUUCCUCAGGGCUGUGGCCCACUCAGAGCUGGACGUGCGGACAGCAGGCGCCAACGGCACAUCGGGCUUCUUCUGUGUGGACGAGGGCAGGCUGCCCCAGGCCCGGAGGCUGCUGGAGGUCGUCUCUGUGUGUGACUGUCCCAGAGGUCGUUUUUUGGCCACCAUCUGCCAAGACUGUGGCCGCAGGAAGCUGCCCGUAGAUCGAAUUGUGGGAGGCCAGGACACCAGCUUGGGCAGGUGGCCAUGGCAAGUCAGCCUGCGCUAUGAUGGAGCCCACCUCUGCGGGGGGUCCCUGCUCUCGGGGGACUGGGUGUUGACAGCUGCCCACUGCUUCCCAGAGCGGAACCGCGUCCUGUCCCGCUGGCGAGUGUUUGCCGGGGCUGUGGCCCAGGCCUCGCCCCAGGGCAUGCAGCUGGGGGUGCAGGCCGUGGUCUACCAUGGAGGCUAUCUUCCCUUUCGGGACCCCACCAGCGAGGAGAACAGCAAUGAUAUUGCCCUGGUCCACCUUGCCAGCCCUCUGCCCCUCACGGAGUACAUUCAGCCUGUGUGCCUCCCGGCGGCUGGCCAGGCCCUGGUGGAUGGCAAGAUUUGUACAGUGACUGGCUGGGGCAACACGCAGUACUAUGGCCAGCAGGCUGCAGUGCUCCAGGAGGCCCGAGUCCCCAUCAUCAGCAAUGAUGUCUGCAAUAGCCCUGACUUCUAUGGGAACCAGAUCAAGCCCAAGAUGUUCUGUGCCGGCUACCCUGAGGGUGGGGUUGAUGCCUGCCAGGGCGACAGCGGUGGUCCCUUUGUGUGUGAGGACAGCAUCUCUCGGACGUCACGUUGGCGGCUCUGCGGCAUUGUGAGCUGGGGCACUGGCUGUGCCUUGGCCCAGAAGCCGGGCGUCUACACCAAAGUCACUGACUUCCGGGAGUGGAUCUUCCAAGCCAUAAAGACUCACUCCGAAGCCAGCGGCAUGGUGACCCAGCUCUGACCUGUGGCGUCUCCUCGCUGCACGUGCCUCCAGGGCCGGAGUUGGUCUAGGUGGCUCCAGCCCCACAUGGUAGGAGCCACGCUGGGCCUAGGCUGGGACAUUUUUCUUCUUGGGCCCAGUCCACGGGUCGAAGGACAGCCUCCACUCAGGUCCUGUCUCCCACAGUGCUGGGCCCACUCAGUCCUGGGACCACCCACGCCUCGCCCUCCCACCCCAUGUAAAUAUUGGUCUGUCCCCUGGGGCCUCUAGUCUGGGGCCCCCUGAUGACAGGAUGCCCUUUAAAUAAUAAAAACGGUUUUGAUUAAUGUG
This is a messenger RNA of Heterocephalus glaber (naked mole-rat), 1782 nucleotides long. It is a transcript of the gene Hpn, whose product is annotated as hepsin. Gene Ontology annotation, molecular function: serine-type endopeptidase activity; serine-type exopeptidase activity. Gene Ontology annotation, biological process: proteolysis. Lineage: Eukaryota; Metazoa; Chordata; Mammalia; Rodentia; Bathyergidae. The record is from RefSeq and is a predicted model, not a curated record. Gene Ontology annotation, cellular component: membrane.